Messenger RNA from Engraulis encrasicolus (European anchovy), 4153 nucleotides. RefSeq names its product solute carrier organic anion transporter family member 1C1-like. NCBI's taxonomy places the organism in Eukaryota, Metazoa, Chordata, Actinopteri, Clupeiformes, Engraulidae. The record is from RefSeq and is a predicted model, not a curated record. Gene Ontology annotation, molecular function: protein binding. The coding region runs from base 302 to 2509 and encodes 735 amino acids. The transcript is spliced from 14 exons. Gene Ontology annotation, cellular component: plasma membrane. Gene Ontology annotation, biological process: transmembrane transport; sodium-independent organic anion transport.
GCCAUGAGGAGGACCUUAGGGGGGCUCACUUGAUCAGUUGACUGACAGCAGGACAGAAGAAAAAGAUAAUCUUGCUGACAGUUCUUUUAGUUGUUCACAUAUUUGGAAAUUUGUGUGUGUGUGGUUUUCUUUUCGCGAAUUUGUAAAAAGCUUUAUGGAACUAUUUUUUGCAUCUGGAAUAUCAAGGGUCUUUGUGUACGGAUAUUAUCACCAGGGGAGCCUUGUUUCAUUUUUGGUGCUUUCUUUUUUAUUUUAUUUUUCUUCCUGUUGACCUUUGACCUGUGGUAUAUUCGGGGUUGCCAUGACAGCGGAGGAGAGACCGGAGGGCUUCAGGGAGCCUCCUGCCAUCAAUGGCAAAGUCCGUGAGGCCAAGACCAAGACCAAGACCACUAAGCCAGCCACAUGCUGUACACCGACACUGAAGAUGUUCAUCGGGGUGUUGGCGAUGUGCUACUUCUCCAAGUCCCUGGCGGGUAGUUACACCAAGAGCACCAUCACGCAGGUGGAGAGACGCUUCGAGAUCCCCAGCUCCACCGUUGGCAUCAUUGACGGCAGCUUCGAGAUGGGUAAUCUGCUGGUGAUUGUGGUAGUGAGUUACUUUGGAGCCAAGUACCACCGGCCCAAGAUCAUCGCUACAGGGGCUCUACUGAUGACUGUAGGGACGCUACUGAUGGCCCUACCACACUUUCUAAUGGGCAGGUAUGACUAUGAGUCUGCUGCUGUGAGGCCGUCCAUGAAUGACCCCAACUCCACUUCAGCCUGCUCCCCCUCCUCCCACAGUAUACAGGACCAAGCACCCACAUGUAAAGAAGGAGAAGAGGAGGGUUCGUCCAUGUGGGUGAUGGUGCUCAUGGGUAAUGUGAUUCGUGGAUUUGGCGAGGCCACCAUCGGACCCCUGGGAGUCUCCUUCAUCGAUGACUUCGCGCGGCCAGAAAACUCUGCCUUCUAUCUCGGAUGUCUGCACACCAUCGCAGUGAUCGGCCCUCUAUUUGGAUACACACUGGGCUCUGUCUGUGCUAGCCUCUAUGUGGACAUCGGCUUUGUUGACCUAGACAGCGUGACCAUCACCCCCCAGGACUCCCGCUGGGUGGGUGCUUGGUGGCUGGGCUACAUGGUGGCAGGAGUGCUGUCCUUCAUCACCUCCCUGCCGUUCUGGUUCCUGCCGCGCUCCCUCCCUGAGGCCCCCCCACCCGGUGAGGCUGAGGACAGCCAAGACGGCCAGGACCCCUCCUCCCUGGAGCCACUCAACCCCCCUCAAGAGGAGCACGUGCCCAGCCUCAGCGAGGUCGCCAAAGAAUUCCUACCUUCACUGAAGCGCUUAUUCACCAACAAGGUGUAUAUGCUGUACAUGUGCGCCAACCUGGUGAUGUUCAACGCCUUUGUCAUCAUCAUCACGUACACGCCCAAGUACUUCGAGCAGCAGUUUGGACAGGGAACCUCCAAGACCAACUUCCUCAUUGGUGUGGGUGGGAUGCCAGCGGUGGCCCUGGGCAUAUUCCUGAGUGGCGUGAUCAUGAAGAAGUUUAAGCUGGGUCUGCUGGGAGCUGCUCGCGUGGCCUUCUACACCUCCGUAGGCGGCUUCCUCUGCACCAUCCCCUUCUUCGCGCUCAGCUGUCAAAACACACACGUGGCAGGAAUAACCGCACCAUACCCUGGGUUCGAUGUGGCUAGGGAUGGCCUGGGUGAUGUGAUCUCCCCGUGUAACAGUGCCUGUGGCUGCCCCCAGCAGCAGUGGGACCCCGUGUGUGGCCAGGACGGCAUCACCUAUGCCUCCCCCUGCCUCGCCGGAUGCACUUCCACUAAAGGGGCCGGCAAGAAUAUAAGUUUCCACGGCUGCAGCUGUGUGCAGAGCUCGGGCCUGAGCUGGGCCAACUCCUCCGUGACGCUGGGGACGUGUGCACGGGACUACACCUGCUCCCUCAUGGGCUACACUUACCUGGGCCUGCAGGCAUUCAGCUUCUUCAUAUACUGUCUAGGCAGCACACCCAUGUUCAUCAUUACACUCAGGAGUGUGGACCCAGAACUGAAGUCUCUGGCUGUCGGACUACUUAUGCUAUUGCUCAGAGUCCUUGGGGGGAUCCCUGCUCCUAUCUACUUUGGGGCCCUGAUCGACUCCACGUGUGUGAAGUGGGGAAGCCGCAAGUGUGGAGGGAGGGGCGCCUGCAGACUAUACGACAUAGAGACCUUCAGGUACCUGUUCUUGGGCUUGGUGAGCAGCCUGCGUCUGGUGAGCUACUUCAUCUUCUGGCAAUGCGUCUCCCAGAUCAAGAGGACCGUAGACAAAGCAAGUCACAACAAGGACAUUGAGCUGCAGAGAGCCCAAGAGAACCAGGAACUCGCACAGGGUCAGGGCUCUGUGGCCAAUCAGACAGAAAGUUUGAACAUCAGCGAUGGAAAGGCAACCAAUGGCAGCAAAAAGAUGGGCAUCACUGAUGGUGGUGCAGCCAAUGACAGCAAAGAGAUGGACACCGCUGAGAAGAUGAAAAUUGAUGAUAUGCAUAUACAGUAGAUGAUAUGAGCAGUGAUGACAAAAACACCAGUCAAAUUUCAGAGUGACUUCAAUAACUUAUUCAUCAUUACAUUACACUUACCUGAUGCUUUUAUCUGAAGCAACUUUGUUAUUAUUCAGAGUGUUACAGUCCCUAUAGCAAUGAAGCUGUUAGGUGCCUUGCUCAAGGGCACUUAAGCCAUGAAUGGCACGAGAUUAGAACCUGCAAACCAGUUUCCUAUCCAGCAUCUCAACACAUAUACUGGAAUUACAGUGACUGACUGCUAUCUGUGAACAUGAUCUGUGAACUUCUUUGAAUGGGAGGGCAGAAACCCUUUUUACUAUGCCGUAAAUCUGACAGAAAUAUGUAGCCUACCAGUUUGUAAUCUGAUCUUUUUAAAUUCAAAAUACAGUAUUCAUACCGCACGUUGUUGCUUGCUUGUGAGUGAAAUUCACACACUUCAUAGAACGUGCCACACAGGUGCAGUAUGUAAUAUCAUUGCCAGGCUCUAUAUGGCAGCAUUUGGCCAGUGAAAUGCAGGGACGUAGCAGCAAAUUUUGGGCCCUACGACACCCCUGGUGAAAUGCACCCAAGUCCAGAUUUCACACUGCGGCGUGUGAUUCUGUCCUUCCUAAUCUGUGCGUGCUGUCAAAUGCCCAUUAACAGAAACUUAAUGUGUUGGUUCCCAUAUGAAAAUAAUUUAUUUUACAAACACCCUACUCACCCUUUUUGGUGAACCUCUGAGGUAUUAAGACAGUGUAGGGGAAUAGAUCGCACUGAGGUUUUUUAAAAUUGUUAUUCAGCCAUUGCAGGUGUCAGACAAUCAUGAAGGAUCUUGUAGCUGAAAGGUCUGUCUGGUCCUUGAAAUGGCUGAAUAGAAAGAAAAAACAAGAAGAACCUGUAAUCGAUUCCCUAUUUGUUCACCACAUCAUAAUGGACUGGCGGUUCUGUGUUCUGUUGGCUUUGAAUACUGGGGUAACCCUUCAGAACAGUGCUUCCUAAUAGCUUUACAAACAUUUGAAAAUAAUUAACUAGUCAACAAAACACUACAAAUGUUUUGUAAAAUGCUGUGUAAGUAAGAAAUACUAUGUUAACACAGGACAGAACAGUUGCAGCAGUCCUGAAAGUUUGGCAUCAAAGAGCAAAAAGAUGAAGCCACUGGCUAUGAGGAGUUGAUUCCCACUCCACUGUGCAACAGUGUGUAAAUGUUUUGUUUGUACAUGUUUGUUCAUAAGUAGGUCAUUAAUAAAUGUUAAUUAAGUGCUAGCAAGGGAGCGUUAUUCUAAAGUGUUAUACAAUAUAGGUCUUCACCAGAAGGAGAUGGAAACUGUCUGUGUGCUAAACACAAUUCAUGUAUUACUAACUGUUUUAUGUUUAUCAUAACUGGACAGAUCAUUACGAGUAUAUAAGUUCAAAUGUAAUAUUUGUAUUGCAAUUCAGUAACAUAAUCUAUCUGAUCUCUCUUCUGUAAUUAAAAUGGAUUAUUAAGAACAAAAAAGGGAUGUUGUGAUUCAGUGGGCUGGAGCACUGUAGGCCUACCAUUAUACUGAGGACCUGGGUUCAAAUCUGGCCCAAGGUCCUUUCCCGAUCUUUUUCUCCCCAAUCACUCCCUGUCUCUCUCACUGUCCAGUCUGAUAAAAAAGGUGUAAAAGCCCAAAAAAGAA